AGAUGGCGCUGUGUGUCUAUAUUCUUUAAUGUAGCAAACAUUUCAAUAUCUCCAUGCAGCAUGCACAAUAUUGAAACUAGUUAACUAGAUGAUUCAAUCGGAAAGGGUUCCACUUUGUUCACAAUGUUUGCAUACUUUGGUGAUAUCAGGAUUGCACAUUCCACUAAAGCAUAAAGCAUUUAGAUUAGACGAAUUUAUUUGCUCGCGAUUGUGAUCGUGAUCGAAUUCUAUCUUUCUAAUCGAAGUUUUCGACAGCAGGAAUAAUGAACUACAUUUUCCCAAUGAGAAGUUUCCUGUUUUUAUAUGGCAUCGUUGUUUGGAUGAUUUCAACGACAAUAAGUUGUGUAUUGUUUGAGAGAAUUGAAGUUGAUGUCGUAUGGCCGAUGUUCAAAGGUCAUGUUGAAGGUGGCAGUGUAGCUGUCUUCAAAUUGUAUUACCCACAGUCGCUUGAUAUACGUUUGUCUUCGGAAUGGGGCGACGCCGAUUUAUAUAUAUCUAAUAGUAAGAGUCAUCAGUUACCAUUGUACGAGCCAAACUCAUACAUUCUUCACUCUGCAACUUGCGGUGUCGAUACAGUUCACGUUCAUGAACGUUUAAAAAGACCUUUAUACGUUUCGGUUUACGGUCAUCCGUCCUACAAAGUUUCUGUUUAUGAAUUGAGCAUCAUCAACAGGCCAAGUACCCAGGCAGAUGAUAACGAUUUCCAGUUAUUAGACUAUAGAACAGAUAUUCCCCUUCAUCCUGAUUAUACCUCUACGGAAGGUGAACUUCGUUGAGAUAUUUGUUGUUAAAAGACUGAAGUUACAUGAAAAAUAUUGUAUCCUUUGUCCUUCGUUAAGUGACCGGUUAUAUUAUGUUUUUCUAUUUUUGUGUUAUUUUUUGUAACGAAUGUCACUUGUCUGUUCAUUGUACAGGUUUAUUUUUUUGUAUAAUUAUUAUUUUAUUUCCAUUUUAAAAAAUAUAGGUAUAUACCUACCUGUAUAAAUCACAAAUAGCGAAAUGUGUUAUCAUGUUUACCAAAGUUUCUAUCAAGUCUGUACUUUUAAUUGAAAAUCAAUUUUCUUAUUUGAAAUACAGUAUAAAUUAUUGCGUUGA
Messenger RNA from Planococcus citri (citrus mealybug), 1095 nucleotides. Its product is annotated as UPF0669 protein C6orf120 homolog. Lineage: Eukaryota; Metazoa; Arthropoda; Insecta; Hemiptera; Pseudococcidae. The transcript has 4 exons. Bases 264 to 776 code for a protein of 170 amino acids. The record is from RefSeq and is a predicted model, not a curated record.